Prunus mume (Japanese apricot) is the source of this 1916-nucleotide messenger RNA. The record is from RefSeq and is a predicted model, not a curated record. NCBI's taxonomy places the organism in Eukaryota, Viridiplantae, Streptophyta, Magnoliopsida, Rosales, Rosaceae.
UCUAAAUAGCAAAAACUUGAAGGAGCCAGAGUUCACUUUGAACAUAAAACCCUAGCUCUCUCUCUCUCUCUCUCUCUCUCUCUCUCUCUCUGUUUUGAACACUCCCUUUACUCUCACUCCCUCUCUCUGUCUCCGUCUCUGUUUCCCUCUCCCUCUCUUGUGCGCGUGAACAUCUACAUCGGCAACAAUGUCAUCCAUGCUGCAACCACAGAUCAUACUGUUGAAGGAGGGAACGGACACGUCGCAAGGGAAGGCGCAGCUGGUGAGCAAUAUAAACGCUUGCACAGCGGUGGCCGAUGUGGUGAGGACCACGCUGGGGCCUAGGGGCAUGGACAAGCUCAUCCACGACGACAAGGGCAGCGUUACUAUUUCCAACGAUGGCGCCACCAUCAUGAAGUUGCUUGAUAUAGUUCACCCCGCCGCCAAGAUCCUUGUCGACAUCGCCAAGUCGCAGGACUCUGAGGUUGGCGAUGGAACAACAACAGUUGUUCUGCUUGCAGGGGAGUUUUUGAAGGAGGCCAAGCCUUUCAUAGAGGAUGGGGUGCACCCACAAAAUUUGAUAAGAAGUUAUCGAACCGCUAGCUAUUUGGCAAUUGAGAAAAUCAAAGAACUUGCUGUAAGCAUAGAGGGGAAGAGCCUUGAAGAGAAGAAAACACUGCUAGCUAAAUGUGCCGCCACUACACUUUCUUCAAAACUUAUUGGUGGAGAAAAGGAGUUUUUUGCAUCCAUGGUCGUGGAUGCUGUCAUUGCAAUUGGUGAUGAAGAUCGUCUCAACAUGAUUGGAAUAAAGAAGUAUUUUGCAGAUAGAGAUAUAUUCUGUGCUGGGCGUGUAACUGAAGAAGAUCUCCAACGGGUAGCUGCUGCCACUGGUGGCACUGUGCAGACAUCCAUCAACAAUGUUAUUGAUGAGGUCCUUGGAACAUGCGAGUGUUUUGAGGAAAAGCAAGUUGGAAAUGAGAGGUUUAAUAUAUUUAGUGGAUGUCCAUCAGGUAGGACAGCUACAAUUGUUCUUCGUGGUGGAGCUGAUCAGUUCAUUGAGGAAGCGGAGCGGAGUUUACAUGAUGCUAUCAUGAUUGUUAGAAGAGCACUAAAGAAUUCGACUGUAGUUGCUGGUGGUGGUGCUAUAGAUAUGGAGAUCAGCCGGUACUUGUGGCAGAAAGCACGCAAAAUUACUGGAAAGUCUCAGCUUUUCAUUAACUCGUAUGCAAAAGCUCUUGAGGUUAUCCCACGACAACUCUGUGACAAUGCGGGAUUUGAUGCGACUGAUGUGUUAAACAAACUUAGACAGAAACAUGCGCUUCCAUCUGGUGAGGGUGCACUUUAUGGAGUGGACAUCAACACAGGUGGAAUUGCUGAUUCAUUUGCUAACUUUGUCUGGGAGCCAGCAGUUGUGAAGAUCAAUGCUAUAAAUGCUGCUACAGAGGCUGCUUGCCUUGUUUUAAGUGUCGAUGAGACAGUAAAAAACCCUAAGUCCGAGAGUGCACAGGGAGAAGCUGCUGCGAGUGCCAUGGGAGGUAGAGGGCGUGGAGGUGGUCUUCGUGGUCGUGGGCGCGGGAUGCGAAGGCGAUAGUUGUGAGAGUUUUCUCAAAGGUGGUUAAAGCAUACAGUUUUGUCAUUCUGGUUUAUGGUGUGCUUAGAAAUUAUACUUCCAUUUGAAUGGACUGAUGAAUGUGGCUGUAUCAACUUGCAUACCUGAAUGAUUCGCUUCUCAAAUGGCUGAGAACUGUUUGUGGAUUCUGAGAAUGGAGUCUUAUGUUAGUUGGAUGUGCAAAGUAGCAACUUGUGGGUAGCUGCGACGUACCUGUGGUUUGAACUAGGUUUAAAGAGCAAGAGUUGUGAUAUAUUUGACUAGUGUUUUUGUUCUGGCAUUGAACUAAGACAAAUUUUGGGACCUCUAGGUCCAUUUUCCCUCUCCU